Messenger RNA from Medicago truncatula (barrel medic), 776 nucleotides. RefSeq lists its product as uncharacterized. The record is from RefSeq and is a predicted model, not a curated record. The transcript has 2 exons. NCBI's taxonomy places the organism in Eukaryota, Viridiplantae, Streptophyta, Magnoliopsida, Fabales, Fabaceae. Bases 104 to 631 code for a protein of 175 amino acids.
UUAGAAUAUUCUCCUAAUAUUUAGAGAAAAACUUCCAAGUCCAAACGGUCAAACGCAAAGUUAUAAGCACCAAAACCAAACAAUCUUAAGAACCGCAAAGUUAAUGAUGAAAUCUUCAAUCAUAUUUCUUUCUAUUCUAAUCUACUUAACACUUUCACACGCAUUAAUUCAAAACGAGAAUUCAUCAGAAUCAGUCUACGAAAUCCUUAAGCAAUAUGAUUUCCCAGUUGGUAUUCUACCACAAGGUGCCACUGGCUACGAGCUAAACAAAAAUACAGGCAAAUUCACAGUGUAUUUUGACGAUACAUGCAUCUUCCCUAUAAAAUCCUAUGAUCUCAAGUAUAAAUCUACCAUCAAGGGUGUUAUCUCCAAAGGCAAACUCAGUAAAUUGAAGGGUGUUACUGUCAAGGUUGAAUUGUUGUGGCUCAAAAUUGUGGAGGUGACUCGUCAUGAUGAUUAUCUUCAAUUCUCUGUUGGUAUUGCUUAUGCUAAAUUUGGUAUUGAUAACUUUUUAGAGAUUCCUCAGUGUGGAUGUGGAUUUGAUUGCAACGGUUUGAGUAAAGAUGGUGACACAACUCACAAGUCCUAUUCUUUGUCUCUUGUUGAAAUUGGAUCUUACCGGUCGGUUUGAAGGUUAGAUUCAAUGUUUUAAUCUGGGCCUGACAGGCUAAUUCAAACGCAACUGCUGAGAAGUGGUUAGGGGGCGCGGUUAUGGUGCAUAAGGAAAUCUUUAUGCACCCUGCAUAAAUCCAGAAAUGGUUUCUGUGAGUUGUACU